AUGAUAGUGCUCAUUUUCUUGGCUGUGGGCCUAAGCUUGGAAAAUGAAUACACUUCCCAAAGCAAUAAUUGCACAUAUUUAAGAGAGCAAUGCUUACAUGACGCAAACGGAUGUAAGCAUGCUUGGAGAGUAAUGGAAGAUGCCUGCAGUGAUUCAGAUCCAGGUGACACCUGCAAGAUGAGGAAUUCAUCAUACUGUAACCUGAGUAUCCAGUACUUAGUGGAAAGCAAUUUCCAAUUUAAAGAGUGUCUCUGCACUGGCGACUUCUCUUGUACUGUGAACAAACUGCUUGGAAAAAAAUGUAUCAAUAAAUCAGAUAACAUGAAAGAGGAUAAAUUCAAAUGGAAUCUAACUACACCUUCCCAUCAUGGAUUCAGAAGGAUAUGGUCCUGUUUGGAAGUGGCAGAGGCAUGUGUAGGGGAUGUGGUCUGUAAUGCACAGUUGGCCUCUUACCUUAAAGCUUGCUCAGCAAAUGGAAAUCUGUGUGAUGUGAAACAUUGCCAAGCAGCCAUACGGUUCUUCUAUCAAAAUAUACCUUUUAACAUCGCCCAGAUGUUGGCUUUUUGUGACUGUACUCAGUCUGAUAUACCUUGUCAGCAGUCCAAAGAAGCUCUUCACAGCAAGCCAUGUGCAAUGAACAUGGUUCCACCCCCUACUUGCCUCAGUGUAAUUCACAGCUGUCAAAAUGAUGAAUUAUGCAGAAGGCACUAUAGAACAUUUCAGUCAAAAUGCUGGCAGCGUGUGACUAGAAAGUGCCAUGAAGAUGAGAAUUGCAUUAGUGCCUUGAGCAAACAGGACCUCACUUGUUCAGGAAAUGAUGACUGCAAAGCUGCUUACAUAGAUAUCCUUGGGACAAUCCUUCAAGUGCAAUGUACCUGUAGGGCCAUUACACCAAAUGAGGAAUCUGUGUGCAAGAUUUUCCAGCACAUGCUUCAUAGAAAAUCGUGUUUCAAUUAUCCAAUCUUGUCUAAUGUCAAAGGCAUGACAUUGUAUACAAGAAAACAUGGAAAGAAAAUAACUUUAACUGGAUUUCAUUCCCCCUUCAAUGGAGAAGUAAUCUAUGCUGCCAUGUGCAUGACAGUCACCUGUGGAAUCCUUCUCUUGGUUAUGGUCAAGCUUAGAACUUCCAGAGUAUCGAAUAAAACAAGAGAUCCUUCACCGAUCCAAAUACCUGGAGAACUCUGA
This is a messenger RNA of Saimiri boliviensis boliviensis (Bolivian squirrel monkey), 1185 nucleotides long. The record is from RefSeq and is a predicted model, not a curated record. Lineage: Eukaryota; Metazoa; Chordata; Mammalia; Primates; Cebidae.